AUGAUGGUGGGAGGGGGCGAGGGGAGGGCGACUUGGGUCAAUGACAGGGCGGGGUGGGAAGAGGGGCGCGCGAGUUGGGACGAGGGGAGGGCCAGGUGGGGCGCAGGGGAGCGCGAAGGGAGCGCGAGGUGGGCCUCACUGGCUGGGGGCUCAGCCGCCGCGCUGCCAGCCACCUGCCAGCAUGGCAGCGCCAGGUGUGGGAAGAGUGACGUGGAGAGGUGGGGUAUCAUGCAUACGACCGCCGUGCCCCAUCCCCCGGGGCGCGUCAGUGGGGGCGGCCAUGUCUCCCCGCAACGCUCUGCUGCUGCCCGCCGCACCCGCCGCUGCUGUCAGGUAGCACCCGCCUUAGUCGCUCCCUCCGUCCACCACAGUCCACCUCACGUGAUCUGCCCAUCUGCCGCGUUCCUGCUGGGCUGCCCGCUCAAAGGGGUGAGAGCAGGGGCGGUGGGGGGUGGCAUUCUGGUGCGAGUGCAGACGGUCGCUUGCUCUCACAUGCUGCUGCUCUCCCUUGCCCCUCCUCCCCCGCCCCCUCCUGCUGAAGCUGUUGCUGCUGCUGUUAUCCCUCUUAUUCCUCCUCCCACUGCCCCAUGCCCCGCCAGCACCCCAUGCCUCGCCAGCACCCCAUGCCCCGCCAGCACCCCAUGCCCCGCCAGCACCCCAUGCCCCGCCAGCACCCCAUGCCUCGCCAGCACCCCAUGCCCCGCCAGCACCCCAUGCCCCGCCAGCACCCCAUGA
Molecule: messenger RNA, 735 nt
Organism: Closterium sp. NIES-65
Lineage: Eukaryota; Viridiplantae; Streptophyta; Zygnematophyceae; Desmidiales; Closteriaceae
Source: the annotation of a GenBank genome assembly